GCUUGGAGCUCAGGGACUUAAAGCUGCAUUGAUAGGAGGCCACUUCUAUUUUUUAUUUUCUUUUAAAAAUGAAGAUUAAAUACAAAGCACCUUCUGGCAAAAAUAUUCUCCCAUUUGUGGGAGUGGGCGGCUCUGGAUUCCAGACGGGCGUGCAGUCAACUAAAAAGGAGAAGUGAAACGAAAGCACAGAACAAACACUCUCCGUCUUUGCAAAGGCAAGUUGAAUACGCUGUUAUGAAAAGCCAUUUCUUCCUUCUUGUUUUUCCCUCUCUUUCUUUCUCUCCCUUUCUCUAAAAUCUCCACUAGAAUUCUAGCCCCCCACGUGCUAGAACAGGGAAGAAGUGAAAAGCAAAACAGAGCAAGAAGGAAGAAGAGACUCUUUUCGCAGAACUGGUCAUCCGGAAUAGUAGACCUGCUUGUCUGAAGAAGGAGGGGUGGGACGAUUCAGAAACGAACUGCUUAAGAAUAAGGAACUCUUUCUGGGGAUCAUGCCCCAGCUUCAUCUCUUCUUCAUGGUUUACCUUGCUUCCUUCCAUUUCUCUCUCUCCUUCCACAACAGUGAAUGCGAUACAUACCUCGGACAUGUCUGCAAGAAUCAUGUCAGCUUCGUACCAGGCCAUAAUUACAUCGGGGAGGGAGUUGAUAUCACCACUCUGGAGAAGAAAGGGGCUUACGUGGUGGACAUCAGCAAGUGGCAGGGACCCAAUGGGACAUGUACUCUCUGUCGGAAUCAUAAGAUGGGUGAGCAGCUGCAGAGACUUCCCCUGGUUGGGGUGGAUUGGCGGCAGAAGGAAAACUGCCAACAACAAGCAAGCAACUUUGUGGAUGAGUUAGAUAUAGAUGUGGCCAACGCAGUAGCCAAAGAAGUGAAAAAUGGCUGGGAAAUGGAGCUGGCUGAGGAUUUCAUGACGGAGGACCUGGGGUUCUUCAAAGCUCAGGUUGCUUUUGCUGGCUCUCACUCUAAUACAGCCAUUUGGGCAUAUCAGAAAACCCGCGAAGACCGAUACAGCUUUCUGAGGAAUGAGAUUGCAUGCGAACAUUACAGUUUGAGGCUUCAGACGAAUCCUCUGCUGUCCUUCCAUUUUGCUCAGACCAUCGGCAGGUUGCCCCCCAAUCAUGACCCUGAGGAAUACCAGCAUUUCAUCAAUAUCUACGGCACCCAUUAUAUCAACCGGGUGUAUCUAGGUGGACGAGCUCGUUACUUGAUGGCUUUGAAAACUUGUGUCAUGACCUUAAUGGGGCUCACAGCCGAGAAUGUCAAGGUCUGUUUGGAUAUGGAGACAAACCUGAAACAUAGAGGGCUUUGGGGAUCUAUUUCCUUCCAUUCCAAAUGUGCCAAGCUCUGGUUCGGGAAAUCUAAAUCCAGCUUCCACGACCUUCAUUUGACCCAGCACACAGAGGUAGUUGGCGGUCACAAAAGGAUGCUCUUCUCGGAAAGCAGAGACGUGCACCAUCUCACGGAAUGGAUCGAGAGUACCAAAAGGACACCUGGGUUGGUGUCUUAUUCCCUUUUACCUCUACACACCUUGUUGAACAAAACAGACCCCAGGAGGAAUUUUUUAAAGCAAGCCAUUGUGAGCUACAUUAGAAGAAGGGCCCUAAGGAGGGACUGUCGCCAAAGCUGUCCCAAAAACUUCAACAGUUGGGUCCGAAAGUGCACUUGCAUGUGUAUACCCAACGGUGUCAUCAACGACAAAUGUUGUGGCACUGAGGUAGGCAGGGCUUACCUCAGGUUCCAUGUACACAGCGGAUCCGGUCUUUGGGGCGACUAUUUUUCCUCCACCGAUGCCUACGUCAAAUUUUUUUUCCAAAACCAGGAAAGGCGCACUAGGGUCAUUGGUGGGAACAACAAUCCUCAGUGGUCAGAAAAUCUGAACUUUGGGGCUGUCACAUUGGAUGGCAAUGACAACUUUGUGAUGGAGGUUUGGGACAGCGAAGUCUGGCAUGAUGAACUCUUACAUCGAUGUCGUGGGAGGCUGAGGUCAGGCCUUAGCAACUGGCACAAAUGCUACCUCCCACAUGGACACGUUAGGUUCUAUUACGUGUUGACGUGUGCCCCUACUCUGACCGGGUCCAGCUGCCAUGAUUAUAUCCCUUUGCAUCUGCCAACCUCCUAUUUCAAUGACACUAAUCCUGACUGGGAAACUUCAUGGUCACACAAAUUUCGUACCUAGCUACUGCAUGGGUACAGCUCAUACUGCUAAAUUAAGCAGGGGUGGGCUUCAAAAAUUUUAGCAAGGGGUUCGCUGCCUGGUUGCUGGGUGGGUGUAACCAUGGUGGGUGUAACCAUGGUGGGUGUGGCCUAGUUGGCCUCCUGCACCAUGGCAGGGGGGGUCCUUUUUGCCCUCCCCUGGCUCCGGAGGCUUUCCUCGAGCCUUCGGGAGGGCAAAAACGGCCUCCCCAGGCUCUGGAGGCCCUCUGGAGGCUGGAAAUGGGCCCAUUUCUGGCCUUCCUGAACUUCCGGUAGGCCCAUUCUUUGCCUUCCCCAAGCCUCCACAUGCACCCUGCACUUACCUGCAUCCAAAAUGGGUCACGUGGGGACUCCUGGGAAGAGAGAGGAGGGGUGAGCAGGCAAGCCAGGAGUGGGAUUUGGGAGUUCUCCGAACUGCACAGAACCUUAGCUAGAUGUUCUCCCAAAUCCCUGCGAACCCCCAGCAGCCCACCCCUGAAAUUAAGGCAUUAUUCAGAUUUGGAAAGAAUCUAAUAGGAAUCCCUAUCAAUUUUCUUCCAUACAACUGGGAAAGAGUUAUCGAACAGAUAAUUUCUAGAAAAUGUACUCUUGUCUUCACCUUCCAGCCCCAAUUGAGCCUAACAUUUCUGUUGUUAAGUGAGAGAAUUGUUAGGUGAAUUCUGCCCCAUUUUAUGCCUUUGCUUGCCACGGUUGUUAAGUGAAUCAUCGCGAUUGUUAAGUCAGUAACACAGUUGUUAAGCGAAUCUGGCUUCCCCAUUGACUUUGCUUGUCAAAGUUCUCAAAAGAUGAUCACAUGACCCCAGGACACUGCAACCAGUGGUGAAAUGUAAAAUUUGUUACUACCGGUUCUGUGGGUGUGGCUUGGUGGGGGGGUAAUAUGACUGAGUGGGCAUGGCCAACUUUUUUUUUUUACUUUUAAAACCAUUUUUUCUACAAUCUCUUCAGCUGAAGAGGUUGUAAAAAAAAUGCUUUUAAAGCCUCUGACGAUCCCAGCUGACUUGCCUGAUCCGCAGAGGCUUUUUUUCCUUUUAAAAGCAUUUUUUUCUAUAACCUCUUCGGCCGAAGAGGUUGUAGAAAAAAAUGCUUUUAAAAGCCUCUGACGAUCCCAGCUGAGCCACGUGAUCCGCAGAGCCU
Pantherophis guttatus is the source of this 3325-nucleotide messenger RNA. RefSeq names its product perforin-1-like. The record is from RefSeq and is a predicted model, not a curated record. Gene Ontology annotation, cellular component: membrane; membrane attack complex. Lineage: Eukaryota; Metazoa; Chordata; Lepidosauria; Squamata; Colubridae. Gene Ontology annotation, molecular function: wide pore channel activity. Gene Ontology annotation, biological process: T cell mediated cytotoxicity; defense response to virus; immunological synapse formation.